Molecule: messenger RNA, 932 nt
Organism: Camelina sativa (false flax)
Lineage: Eukaryota; Viridiplantae; Streptophyta; Magnoliopsida; Brassicales; Brassicaceae
Product: amino acid transporter AVT6D-like
Biological process (GO): amino acid transmembrane transport
Cellular component (GO): membrane
Molecular function (GO): L-amino acid transmembrane transporter activity
Source: RefSeq, a predicted model, not a curated record
UCUUACUCUCUGCACCUGAGACCUGAGCCCAAAGAUCCUCAAGAUUUUGCUACAGCUGAACAGGUUAUUAUUCUACCUCACAUUCACACUCCUGAUUAUGAAGUAAUGAUUUUGACAAACAUUAUUGCAGUCCAUCCAAUCGGAUUUGAACUGAAAGAUCCAUUAGAUGUGCUGUCAGCAACAAGGGUCUCUGUGAUUCUGUGUGCUACAAUCUACUCAGCUACUGGUCUUUUCUGUUACCUUCUGUUUGGGGAUUCCACCAUGACAGAUGUUUUAAUAAACUUUGAUCAAAGCACCAAUUCUUCCAUUGGUUCAUUACUAAACGACAUUGUUAGAGUCAUUUACGCCAUUCACCUCAUGCUUGUGUUUCCUCUAUUCAACUUCUCUUUAAGAGCCAACCUUGACGAACUCUUGUUCCCUAUGAAGCUUUCUUUAAUGGAAGACAACAAAAGAUUCUUCGGACUCACUUUUCCAUUACUGAUAUCUUGUUUCUUGGGUGCCAUUGCUAUACCAGACAUUUGGUACUUCUUUCAGUUCCUAGGAUCAACUUUUACAGUCUCUAUAGCUUUCAUCUUUCCAGCUGCUAUUGUCUUAAGGAAUGUGAAUGGUUUUUCGACUUUAAGAGACAAGAUUGUAGCUUCAGUAAUGCUUGUUCUUGCUGUUGCCACAAGUAUCAUCGCCAUUUCAACAAAUAUAUACACUUUCACAGCAAGAGAAAAGAUAUGAAAAGCUUUUAGGAGUCCCUUUUCUUCAUGAAUUUGUUAAAUGGUAGGGCUUGUGUUGCAUUUAUUUUAUCUCUAUGUAUAAUAGGUUUUGUAAGAAGUGCAUCUUGAUAGCAACUUCAGGAAAAAUGUCUGUAUUUGGAAAAAUAAUAAAUCAAAGAGACUAACUAAAUAUUUCUUCAAUAUUAUUCCCCAGCUCAUUGGAUGAUU